ACGGUUUUUAGCUGAGUCAAUAAUUUUUAGAUUUUUUUUUCGACAACCCUUCUUCCGUUGGGGAUGGCUUCCUUUCCUUUCUUUUUUUUUCCUGAAAAAAACAAAGCUAUUAUAAAAUGUCAGCUCCCGCUCAGGAUCCCGUAGAAGACAUCACCCAAAAGGUCGAGGAACUUUUCUUUGAUGAUGCCGGUAAGCCCAUCACCAAGAAAGCUUUCAAGAAACUCCAAAAAGAUAAGGAGAAGGCCGAAAAGAAGGCUGCUACUGCUGCCAAGAUUGCUGCUGAAAAAGCUGAAAGAGACGCCGCUAAUGUCGAUUAUUCUACCGACCGUUACGGAAAGCUCCCCAUGAAUCAAUCUCAAACUCGCACAGGUACCAAGUACGAGGAUAUUGAUACAAUUGACGCCUCUCGUGCCGGUGAAACUGUCACUGUCCGUGUUCGUGUCCAAACCUCUCGUGCCACCGGUGGUAAGAUGUGCUUCUUCGUUUUCCGUCAAAAUGUUUCUACCAUUCAAGGUAUCAUUACUGUUGAUGAGGAGCAUAUUUCCAAGCAAAUGGUCAAGUUCUGUGUUGGUAUCUCUGCGGAAUCCAUUGUUUUAGUUCAAGGUAAGAUCGUUAAGCCUGUUGAGGAAGUAAAGAGCUGUACCGUUAGCUGUGCCGAACUUGCGAUUGAAAAGAUCCAUAUUGUUUCUGAUGUCAAUGUCCGUCUUGCUUUCUCUUUGGAUGAUGCCACUCGCCCCGAGUCUUCUUAUGAUGAAGAUUCUCAACUUGCUCGUGUCAACCUUGAUACCCGUCUCAACAACCGUGUGCUUGAUCUUCGUACCACCACCAAUCACGCUAUUUUCCGUUUACAAUCUGCUGUUUGUUUGCUUUUCAGAGAGUUCUUGACCGAACGUGGUUUCAUGGAAAUUCACACACCCAAGUUGAUUGGUGCUGCCUCCGAAGGUGGUUCCAAUGUCUUCAAGGUUAACUACUUCAAGACCAAUGCUUUCUUGGCACAGUCUCCCCAACUUUACAAGCAAAUGUGUAUUGCUGCUGAUUUUGGUAAGGUGUUUGAAAUUGCUCCUGUCUUCCGUGCUGAAGAUUCCAACACCCAUCGUCACAUGACUGAAUUCAUGGGUCUCGAUAUGGAAAUGGCUUUCAAUGAGCAUUAUCAUGAAGUCUUGGAAGUUUUGGAAGAGCUCAUUGUUUACUUAUUGUCCAACCUUAAGUCUCGUUAUGCCAACGAAAUUGAAAUUAUCAAGAAGCAAUAUGAAUUCGAAGAUUUCGAGUUCUUGCCCAAGACUCUUCGUCUUCCUUUCAAGGAAGGUGUCAAGAUGUUACAAGAAGCUGGUGUUGAAGUUGGUGAAUUCGAAGAUUUGAGCACUGCCAAUGAAAAGUUCUUAGGUAAGCUCGUGAAGGAAAAGUAUCACACCGAUUUCUAUGUUCUCGAUAAAUUCCCCUUGGCCAUUCGUCCUUUCUAUACCAUGCCUGAUCCCGAGAACCCUGGUUACUCCAACUCUUAUGAUUUCUUCUUGCGUGGUGAGGAAAUUUUAUCCGGUGCCCAACGUAUCCAUGAUGCUGAUUACUUGACCGAACGUGCAAAGGCUCAUGAAGUUGAUAUUUCUACCAUUCAACCUUAUAUUGAUGCUUUCAAGAUUGGUGCCCCUCCUCAUGCUGGUGGUGGUAUUGGUUUAGAACGUGUUGUUAUGCUUUUCCUUGGUCUCGGUAACAUUCGUCGUUCAAGCUUGUUCCCUCGUGACCCCAAGCGUCUCGAACCUUAAAUAGUUUAAUUCGUUAAAAAAAAUAACUUUUUUGUAUAAAAUGUAAUAUGACAAUGU
This is a messenger RNA of Mucor mucedo, 1817 nucleotides long. RefSeq lists its product as uncharacterized. Gene Ontology annotation, biological process: aspartyl-tRNA aminoacylation. Gene Ontology annotation, cellular component: cytoplasm; aminoacyl-tRNA synthetase multienzyme complex; cytosol. The transcript has 4 exons. Bases 117 to 1760 code for a protein of 547 amino acids. NCBI's taxonomy places the organism in Eukaryota, Fungi, Mucoromycota, Mucoromycetes, Mucorales, Mucoraceae. The record is from RefSeq and is a predicted model, not a curated record. Gene Ontology annotation, molecular function: RNA binding; ATP binding; aspartate-tRNA ligase activity.